Molecule: messenger RNA, 396 nt
Organism: Ostertagia ostertagi
Lineage: Eukaryota; Metazoa; Nematoda; Chromadorea; Rhabditida; Trichostrongylidae
Source: the annotation of a GenBank genome assembly
GCUACUGUCUAUAUCAACGGACGUGCUGUUUCAACACAACGGCUGCAGUAUAUCGUUCAAACAGCUGGAGGUGCAGCAACUCAAUUGGCACAUACACAUGUUGUAAACGCUGUCAUUGGUACUUUACCAGCGAUGCGGCGGCCAAGUCGUUUACGAUAUCGACUGGCAUCUACUUUUCUUAUCGAAGAGCCACUGACGGCAGAACUAGUGCGCAGCAUUUACGAUUUACAGCCACAUUACGUAGGCAGUCUUCAAGCGGUCGGACAAGAAAGAACAUCUCUUGUUCAAGAAGAAAAGAUUGUUCUUGCCCUAAACGGCAUGGCAACGAGCGAGAUGACACUGGCGAAAAUUCGAACUGUGCACAACAAGAUGGACGCUGAAAUUUUGGCACCUCAU